This is a messenger RNA of Hibiscus syriacus, 1168 nucleotides long. Its product is annotated as peroxidase A2-like. Gene Ontology annotation, molecular function: peroxidase activity; heme binding. Bases 1 to 1125 code for a protein of 374 amino acids. Gene Ontology annotation, biological process: response to oxidative stress; hydrogen peroxide catabolic process. Lineage: Eukaryota; Viridiplantae; Streptophyta; Magnoliopsida; Malvales; Malvaceae. The transcript is spliced from 5 exons. The record is from RefSeq and is a predicted model, not a curated record.
AUGGAUCAAAACGUAAAUCUCACGGGUCUUCCUAUAAAGAAAGGUCAUGCAUGGCUUCACAAACAAACUCUCCCAAUCCUCAAAAUGGCUUUUGUUAGGCACAUUGUGGCAGCUCUUUUCUAUGUCGUUUUACUCGAGAGAUCGGUAUCUUUCGCCCAAGACCAACUUACUCCAACAUUCUACGACCAAACUUGUCCCAACGUUACCAACAUCAUACGAGGAAUCCUCCUUAAUGCUGCCAUUAAUGAUCCGAGGAUCACGGCCAGCCUAGUUAGGCUUCACUUCCAUGAUUGUUUUGUCCAAGGUUGUGAUGGUUCGAUCUUGUUGGAUGAUCCGGACACGACCGAGAAAGUAGCUCUUCCGAACAAUAAUUCGGCUCGGGGAUAUGAGGUUAUUGAUCAGAUGAAGGCGGCGUUGGAGAAUGUGUGUGCGCAAACUGUUUCGUGUGCUGAUAUCUUGACCAUUGCAGCUGAAGAAUCUGUCGUUCUGGCAGGGGGGCCGUCAUGGAAAGUUCCUUUAGGAAGAUUGGAUAGCCGUUCCGCAAAUCGGAGUCUUGCUAAUACAGCGUUGCCUGGUUUCAAUGAACCACUUGACGACAUCAAAGCCAAGUUUGCCGCCGUGGGGCUUGACACCAGUGUUGAUGUGGUUGCCCUCUCAGGUGCUCACACAUUUGGCCGAGCUCAGUGUUUUACUUUCGACCAAAGAUUGUACAAUUUCAGCGGCACCGGAGAUCAAGAUCCGGACCUGAACGAGACACUGGCGGCGAGACUACGCGAGAUAUGCCCCACCGUCGGCUUGACCAAUCUGACGAACCUUGAUCAAACAACGCCGGACGUUUUCGACAACACUUACUUCAAGAACCUUCAGGUCGAAGAAGGUCUUCUCCGAAGCGAUCAGAUUCUGUUCAGUACCCAAGGGGCCGACACGGUUGGAAUCGUUAACGACUUCAGCAGUAACCAAACCGCUUUCUUUGAAGACUUUGUGGAAUCCAUGAUACGGAUGGGGAAUAUUAGGCCACUGGCUGAUGUGAUCGGAGAGGUGAGACUCAACUGCAGAGUCGUCAAUGCUAAUAUUUCGAUCGCGGCGACCGAUGCGGAGGAUGCUCGGCUUGUCAGCUCGACUUAGACAAAAGUGUAGUUACCAUGUGUGUGCUACAGACAAGAAGAAU